Messenger RNA from Clarias gariepinus (North African catfish), 2013 nucleotides. RefSeq names its product tumor necrosis factor receptor superfamily member 1A. Gene Ontology annotation, biological process: signal transduction. The record is from RefSeq and is a predicted model, not a curated record. Bases 151 to 1323 code for a protein of 390 amino acids. The transcript has 10 exons. Lineage: Eukaryota; Metazoa; Chordata; Actinopteri; Siluriformes; Clariidae. Gene Ontology annotation, cellular component: plasma membrane. Gene Ontology annotation, molecular function: protein binding.
UAGAGGUGCAUGUUUGAGGCUACAAUGUAGCUAUUAUCUGCAUACCAUUUGAUUAUUUACGUUAUGUAUCUAUAAUCUGUUUGAUCAGAUGUGUAUGCUGAAUCAGAGGUUUUUGUUUAUGGAUAUUUUGAAACUCAUUUGUUCAUAACCAUGUUGCCAGUGUUUAUGGUAUUUGCUCUGGCCGCAGCCUCUCUGUGCCACAGUGGAAACUGUUCAAAUAUAUGUAAAGAACCCUUGCCUGAGGGACAGAGGAUUUUUGAAACUCAAUGUUCGGCAGGCUAUUACAGGAAACAGUACUGCCCAAAUUCGAAUAAAAUUCUCUGUGAGCUAUGUGGAGAGGAUACUUACACAAAAGUUGACAACACAGCACUUGAGUGCAGUUUUUGCCGGGUCUGUGGUCCCGAUGAGGUUGCUACGCGUGAAUGUACAAAUAAGACAAACCGGGAAUGCGACUGCAAAGACGGCCUUUACCGGAGUUUCGCUGAGCAUUCUGGUGGGAUCUGUAAAAACUGUACAGUGUGCCAAAACUGUAGCAAGUGCCCUGAAUGUAAAGGUAAUUGUGGAGUGCAGAAUUGUAAGCAUGGCCAAUUCCUGGAUCAACAAGGGAAAUGCCAAUUAUGUGCCAAUCACAACUGCUUGGAUAAGUCCUGUAACUCAUUUUGUAACCCAGUUCCUCCCACAACAUCGGAUUUGGUAUCUAAGGUCAUCCUGUGCAUACUGAUACUGCUUGGACUUUUUGCUUUUUGUUGCUUAAUGUGUGAAGCCAGUAGACGUAGGCACCUGUGUUGCCGGGCUCGUAUAAAGAAUGUGAACGUUCAAAAUGGAGUUCCACCAAAAGUGCCGACUUUACCUGAUCAGCCUGGGGACGAGCCGGACAUUCAUUUGCCAAUGAACAUAAUCCCUGGAAGUGAAGUGAAAGGUCCAGGCAACAGAGACAAACUAGGACAUCUGGACACAGACUUGGCUGGACAAAUCACAGCUCCCCUUAUAAUACAUGGGAAUAUAAAAGAACCAGCCAGAAAUGAGCCAGAAAAGGAGAUGUGGCCAGCCUCUAUGCUUUACACCAUCAUCAGACAGGUUCCUGUGCGGCGCUGGAAGGAGUUCUUAAGGUUGCUUUCCCUAUCUGAUGAUCAAAUGGAGAGACUGGAGCUGGAGGCAAGAGGGUCCUAUCUUGAGCUGCAAUAUCAGAUGCUGCGUCUUUGGAGCCAGAUGAAUGGCGCUUGCCUGGAGAUCAUCUACUCUACACUACAUUGUAUGGACCUGUCAGGGUGUGCAGAGGAUCUGCAGGAAAAGCUGCAGCAGUUGCAGGAGACUAUGGUCUAGAUAAGUCCGUGAAAAAUUUACCUCUUAGCAGGGUUCUCAAAUGCUCUAAAUCUGAAUGUCUGACACAGCUGGAGCAGUUCAUUGCACUUAUAAAACUUACAAGACCCACUGAUCAAACACAGGUUUUUUACAGUGAUUCAUAGGAAUGCAAUGAAUACGAAGCAGAGUCAUGCUGCUGAUUCUUUUGAAAUAAUGUUUUUAUUUUGUUUUGUAAUAUAAUGUGCACAUAAAGUAUUUAAAGAGACAACAGAUAAACAUUAAUAUUAAUAUGCAUUGAACUAUACAUACAUUAUACUUGCCGCAAGUAUUGGGGCAGCGCUCAUAAGAACAAAUUUAACCUCGUCUGUGUGAAGGUUACCAUAAAGGUUCACCUAAGUACAGAAUUAAAAUGUCAGUGGUUUAUGUUGUUUAAAGUUAUUGUUUACCAAAUGCCAGGUGGUGUCCUUUAAUUUUUGUACUGUACAUUUUUUUAAAGGAAAACAGAUAAACCACUUCAAUCAGAACUGUAGGUUUUAAAAACCAUUGAGAUUUAAGUAUUAUUAUACAUCCACUGCCACAAAUGGUGGGCUGAGGGUGAUGUACAGUAUGUGACAUUUCUGAAAGUCACACUGGCACGUUACGUGCAUUUUUUUUAACCGAUAAUUUUUAAACGUUCCUUUUGGUAUUUUUUUUUGUGUGUAAGCUCUUACU